GUAAAACUUUAUUCUUUCUAAUUUCAACCUGAAGAAACAUCUAUUCAUUUAUUUUAUUUUACAUUGAAUUUUACAAGUAAAGAAGGAAAGGAAUAUGUCCAAGUGUAACCUCUUAACUCAGGCUAACACUGCCAAACUGGUGGAAGAUAUCGAUACUGUGCUUUUCGACUGUGAUGGGGUUCUUUACACUGGGGGUCAUCCAGUUGCUGGAUCUCAAGAAAUGCUACAGAAACUUCGUAAUAUGGGAAAGAGAAUAUUUUUUAUUACAAAUAACAGCUCAAGAUCAAAUCGGCAAUUUGUCGCAAAACUGAACAAAUUAGGAUUCCCUGCAGAAGAGGCUGAGGCAGUGAGUACAUCGUGGGUGGCAGCUUGGUACCUAAAGGAGCAGAACUUCAAAGGUAAAGUCUACCUAGUUGGCAAUACAGGAAUGGCAGAGGAACUUGAUAAUGCAGGCAUCAAAUAUACUGGACUUGGGCCAGAUGUUGCAGAAGAAGAGAGUAUAUGGGACACUGUAGACAACUCCCACCAAAUUUUCCCCAUAGACCCUGAGGUGCAAUGUGUUUUAGUGGGUUUUGACCAACAUAUCAGUUUCCCAAAGCUACUGAAAGCAGCCUCAUAUCUGAAAAAUGAGAAAGUUUUAUUUCUGGCUACCAAUGAAGACCCUCGUCUACCUUUGAAAAAUGCCCCUAUUACAAUGCCAGGUACUGGUUGUAUAGUUUCACCAGUAAGAAUAGCAAGUGGAAGGGAACCCCUAGUGCUUGGGAAGCCCAACACACCUAUGUUUGACAGUAUACAUGAGAAGUACCAUAUCGACCCUGCUAAAACACUCAUGGUUGGAGACUCGUUAAAGACUGAUAUUCUAAUGGGCAAUAAAUGUGGUUUGAAGUCACUCCUCGUAUUAACUGGUAUCAACUCUCUGGAGGACGCCAAAUCAGUCAUGAAUAGCAGCUCCCCUGAUGUACAACAGCAAGCUCCAGAUUUCUAUAUAGAAGAUAUUGGACAGUUCGGACAAUUUUUAUGAUGCUAGUCAUGUGUUAGCUAAUUUAUAGUAGUUAGUCAUGCUUUAGCUAUUCUGAUUAUGUUUAUGACAAUCAUAUGUGGAUAUAAAUACUCAAAUUAAUGUCCACUUCCUGUCCAUGUUCCUUAAUAUGUCAAGAGAACAUGUUAGUAGACAGCAGUCUCUAUCGUUUUAGUGCAUUCACAGCAAGCAUUUGUAUUUAUUGAAUGCCCCCCCCCCCCAUACCUCAUACAGUGAUCUCCACAGGAUAUUUUCUCAAGUGGGUGCAAAAUUCUCAUUUUCACAAUUCAGACCAAAAUUGGUCAAAAUAUGC
This is a messenger RNA of Owenia fusiformis, 1331 nucleotides long. The record is from the annotation of a GenBank genome assembly. NCBI's taxonomy places the organism in Eukaryota, Metazoa, Annelida, Polychaeta, Sabellida, Oweniidae.